AUGAAACUCUCUGGUCUUCUUCUUUUCUUUGUGCCUUUAGCUAGUGCACGAGCCGUACGAUACCACCAUCAGAUACCCAUCGCCGAAGGAGCCACGAAGGACCUCACGAGCGCGAAAGAGCUUGAUCUAGAUACCACUCCCAGCAUCGGCGUCCAUUUCACAACGUCACAAGCAGUAGCUGCUGCGCGAUAUGCAAACGGAACAACAAUCGACAUCGUAAAAAUCCCUGGAGACGCCGGAUACAUAGACCUAAUGUCGCGGUGGAUGUUCCGAUACUCAGAUUAUGAGAUCCUAAGAAACCGGAACGACAGCGUUGUACUAGCAACAUUUCUUUCGAAAGUGCACGCAACCAUCGGAGCUCAACUCGACAGCUCUAUUACACAAAUCACACCAACUGUCGUAUUCCCACUUCGCAGGGCUCAGAAAACGCUAUUUCAAAGCGCCUUGCUACUUGCCGGAUUCGCAUCGUCCAAGGAAAGCUCCACCAUAUAUCCGGAAGCGUACGCUACACACGCUGCUCUGGAACACACAUCUUGUGCCCGGCAAACGCUACCAGAGCAACACCAACAUGUUCUCGUCAUCGCCUUUGACGAUAGCUCCUUCAGCGCGAGUAUGCAUCAAACGUCUUGCGACGCCCAAUCUCCACAGCCGCACAUGAUCAACUACGUCACUCGCUCGGACCUCGGUUGGUGGAACCUCCCUGUCUACGACGCACCGCGAGCGAAGUUCUGGUCGAAGCUACAGGAAGCAGUCAUUCAUGCUGUGAGUGGGUUGGGGAAGCCACCGGGCAGGAUAGUGUUAUCGGGCAGCCAUGGCGGAGACAAAGAGUUUAAAGAGACAGUGGAGGAUGCGCUUUGGACGGAGUUGGAGGUUGAUGUUGGAACGUUGCUUGGAAGUCAUCAAGAGGCGGAUAACGAGUGGCUCGCAGCAAGGGGUGCAGCAGAGCUGGGAUGGCGGUCAUCUCAUUAA
Alternaria atra is the source of this 969-nucleotide messenger RNA. RefSeq lists its product as uncharacterized. The coding region runs from base 1 to 969 and encodes 322 amino acids. Lineage: Eukaryota; Fungi; Ascomycota; Dothideomycetes; Pleosporales; Pleosporaceae. The transcript has a single exon. The record is from RefSeq and is a predicted model, not a curated record.